This is a messenger RNA of Vanrija pseudolonga, 1695 nucleotides long. RefSeq names its product Amino-acid acetyltransferase, mitochondrial (gene ARG2). The record is from RefSeq and is a predicted model, not a curated record. Gene Ontology annotation, molecular function: L-glutamate N-acetyltransferase activity, acting on acetyl-CoA as donor. Lineage: Eukaryota; Fungi; Basidiomycota; Tremellomycetes; Trichosporonales; Trichosporonaceae. Gene Ontology annotation, cellular component: mitochondrial matrix. Gene Ontology annotation, biological process: L-arginine biosynthetic process; L-ornithine biosynthetic process. The transcript has 2 exons. The coding region runs from base 1 to 1695 and encodes 564 amino acids.
AUGCACCUGCAGCAGGAGGACGAGUUUGGCGAGGAGGAAAGCGACCAGGAGUUCAUCCUCAACAUCCUCGCCGCGAGCCCGUCGACGCGCGAUUCGCGCGGGUACAUGGCCUCGUUCCACCCCCCGACGCCCGAACCAGCCAUCACGCUCGAGGCCGAGCUGCCGACCGCUGUGCCGCCCGCCGCCGUGUCCGCCGCCGAACCAGACAACCAGCUGGUCACGCAGCUGCUCAACCCGAUCGUGCGCCGCCCGGCGCUCGUCAAGAUCCAAGGCCCGUUCACCGACCACCAGCUGGCGUCGAUCGCGCGCGGGAUCCACUACCUGCAGAAACUCGGCCUCGUGUCCGUCGUCGUCAUUGACCGCGACGACAUCCCGCCAUACGAGUCGGAGAAUGCGGCCGCGGCAGAGGCGCAGCGCACUUUGGUGCUGCGUGACGUCGAGCGCGUGGUGCACUACCUCACCAAGGCGCGCGCCCCCGCCCGCCCGAUCUUGGCCACCGUCGCGCGCCUGAGCGAAGAAGGCGACGUGUACGUCGAGGCCGAGGGGCUCGACCAUGUGCGCCGCGCCGUCGAGGACGGCGAGAUCCCCGUACUCAUGCCUGUCGCGCUCGACCAGGGCUGCCGCUCGCGCCGGAUCAGCGCAAACGGCGUGCUGUGUGCGCUGGCAGAAGCGAUGAGCACGAGCAGCGAGGGGUCGGUCCCCAUCACUGCUGCGCCGCCUGGUGGCCGGCUGGAUCUCACCCCCGUGCGCCUCCUCAUCAUCAACCGCGAGGGCGGCAUCCCGAGUUAUGCGCGGUACGGGUUACCGCACCUGUCGAUCAACCUGUCGUCCGAGUUUGACUACAUCAACCGCACGUUCCAGCCCAACUGGCGGCAGUCGCACCCUACCGCGCUGUCCAACCUCGCGCUGGCAGACGAGUGCUUGAGCCACAUGCCGCGCACGUCGAGCGCCUUGAUCGUCAGCCACCGGUCGCCAGCGGCCCUGAUCGCCAACCUCAUCACCAACAAGCCGGCGCACUCGUCGUCUCUGCCACACGCGCUCCUCGAGCAGUCCGAGGGCCGCAUCACGCCCGACACGCCGACGCUCAUUCGCCGCGGCAUGCCGGUUCGCAUCCUGCGGAAGAUGGAGGAUAUCGACAAGGCCAAGCUCACGACGCUCAUGGAGCGCUCGUUCAACCGCGUGCUCAACCAGGACGCGUACUGGGCGCGAUUGGAGAAGGACCUCGACUUUGUCAUUGUCAUUGGCGACUAUGCCGCCGCGGCCGUGGUCACCCACGAGGGCCGCGACGAGGGCCAGGAUAUCUGCUACCUCGACAAGUUUGCCGUGCUCCCCUCGCACCAGGGCGACGGCACCGUCGACUUCCUGUGGGUCGCGCUCCGCGACGAGACAUACGGCCUGGGUCUGCAGGACGCCGCCAACCCCAGCGUCGGCUCGCUCAGCGGUGUCGGCCGCGGCCGCGACCUCGUGUGGCGCAGCCGCGCAAACAACCCCGUCAACAAGUGGUACUUUGAGCGCUCGAACGGCUUCGUCAUCUGCGGCACCAACAAGAUGUUCUGGUGCGACGCCGAGCAGCGCAUGCGCGAGAUUGCCCAGGAGACGGGCGGCCUCAUGCGUGUCGUCGACCCCUCCGAGUCGGACCGCAUCGCAAAGUGGGCCCCGGUGAUUGAGAACAUCAAGUCGGCGUGGUCCGACUAG